AUGGCCACUCGGCCCGGCCGCCUCCCCCAGCGCCGGCCCCCGCGCACACCGCCGCGCCGCCCCUGCCCCUCCCCGCCGGGGCCCGACGGCCGUGCGCGCGCGCCCUCGUGUUCUCGCGUGCUUACGCGCGGCGCCCCUGCAGCCAAUCAGGCCGCGAGGUCGCCGCGGUCGCCGGGGUUCGCGCGCACGCUCCGGAGCGCCGUGGGGGUGGGGCUGAGGGUGAAUGGGCGAGUGAGCGGGGGCGGGCGCGGCUGCGCGAGCCGCAUGAAUGAGAGAAACGUGCCCCGCGUGAGACGUCGCGCGCGCCCGGGCCCGGGAGCCAAUGGGAGCGCGGGGAGGGCUCGGGACCCGGCUCUGAGGGCAACGGCCGCGCGCCGGCGCGAGGACGAGCGUCGCCGGCGGGAGCGCGCGGAGCGGGGCGGGCGUGGAGCGUGCGGGGGCCGCGCGCUGCCUCUCAGAGGCCGGACGGCAGUGCCGGGAGGCGGCGGCGGCUACGGCGGCGGCGGCGACGGGGACCGCGCCGGGGUGAGGACCAGGGACGCCGGCCCCUGCGGAACCGGAAGUGCCGGCCGGUGA
Molecule: messenger RNA, 576 nt
Organism: Talpa occidentalis (Iberian mole)
Lineage: Eukaryota; Metazoa; Chordata; Mammalia; Eulipotyphla; Talpidae
Product: alanine and glycine-rich protein-like
Exons: 1
Coding region: 1-576 (191 amino acids)
Source: RefSeq, a predicted model, not a curated record